This is a messenger RNA of Cavia porcellus (domestic guinea pig), 1819 nucleotides long. It is a transcript of the gene Sertad3, whose product is annotated as SERTA domain containing 3. Gene Ontology annotation, cellular component: nucleus. Gene Ontology annotation, biological process: positive regulation of DNA-templated transcription. The record is from RefSeq and is a predicted model, not a curated record. Lineage: Eukaryota; Metazoa; Chordata; Mammalia; Rodentia; Caviidae. Bases 510 to 1208 code for a protein of 232 amino acids. The transcript has 2 exons.
UGAUGCAAAACGGCUGUAAACCCCAGUGGUUGGGAGACUGAAGCAGGAGGAUCACCACGACUUCGAGGCCAGCCUAGGCUCCAUUGUGAGUUGAAGGCCAGACUGAACUGCUUAGACACCCUGUUUCAAAACAAAAUUAGAAAAACAAUAUCCAUUAGAAAGCAAGGGGCUCGGGACUGGCCACAUCAUGAAGUGUUUUGUGGCAAAAGCAUGGAGUUUGAACGAAAGCUCUCUUUCCUAAAAGUGACAGGAUGCAGUGUCUCGGGGACCCAAGAAGGGUCACCCCAAGCCGAGUAGACAACCCUUCAGGAUUAACAAGAGGCGCGCCUCGGUCAGUGGCAGUAGAAGGCGGGGCUGCGGUAGCCAGGCAACACAGGCCGCGCCAAUUAAUUGGCUAGCCUUUAGCUACGUCACCCACUCAGAGCCCAGGGGCAGAGCCUCUUUUAGCAGCUCAGCCCCGCUUGGCCGGGAGCGAUUUAGAGGACGACCAAGUCAGCGGGUCUAGCUUCAUGACAAGAUCCAAGCCUAAAUAUAAAGGGGACGCAGAAAGCAGUUCUGACGAAGUCCGAGAAAGAUCUGUAGCUGAGUUGAAGGAAGAGGGCAUCAUGGUGGGAGGCUUGAAGAGGAAACACUCUGAUUUGGAAGAGGAAGAGGAGAAAGAUGGGAAGUGGGACUGGAGUCCAGCAGGCCUUCGGAACUACCAGCAAGCCCUGCUCCGAAUCUCUCUAGACAAAGUCCAGCAGCGCAGCCUGGGUCCCCGAGCACCCAGCCUCCUCCGGCAUGUCCUCAUCCACAACACCCUGCAACAGCUGCAGGCCUCCAUACACAUGUCUACGGCACCUGCCCUGCCCCCAGAGCCCCUCUUCUUGGGCGAGGAAGACUUCUCCCUGUCUGCCACCAUUGGCUCCAUCCUCAGGGAGCUGGAGACCUCCAUGGAUGAGACGGAAUCACCUCAGAAUCAAGUGGCUCCCACAGGCCUCCAGAAUGAAGUGCUGCCCCAGCCUGAUCCAGUCUUCUUAGAAGCUCUGAGCUCCCGGUACCUGGGGGACUCUGGCCUGGAUGACUUCUUUCUGGACAUUGACACUUCUGCAGUAGAAAAGGAACCUGCACUGGCCCCUCUGGAUCCUCCACACAGCCUCUUCUGUGCCCCAGGGUCCUGGGAGUGGAAUGAACUCGAUCACAUCAUGGAAAUCAUUCUAGGGUCCUAAAACUGCAGUGAGGCAGGGGUCCUUCCUCACAUCAGUGGUGAUGGGCUAGAUCCCUGGAUGCAGCUGUGUGUGUGUGUGUUUGUGUGUUGGUGGGGGCUCUAAAUAGUGACUGGCCUCCUCUCCCAUUUCCGGGUUCCACAAACUAUCUCGCAUGUGUGUGUCUGGUUACCCCAGCCUUCUGUGAAGGUGGAUCUUCCUGAUUUAAUUUAUCUAUUCCAAAUGCCUUAAAGGGGCUCCAUUUCUGGGAGUCUUAAGUUUUCACACAUUUCUUCUGCCUUUCCCUCCAGUUCCCACUACCCUUGUGACCACUGGGGCCUCAGGGAAGUUGGAGCAGGGCCUGUCAGAGGUUGACAGGGGUGUGCUGCCAGGUUUCUCUGGAAACCCAGGCUCUUGUCUCUUGGAGUGGGAGGGGCUGGCCUCCUCCCCACAAGCUGAACUCUAGUUCCUUACAAGGACCCCAGUCCUAGCAGCCUCCUGAUUUAUAACCAGGCCGGACUACGUGCAAUAGAGUGGAAACCAAACUGCUCCAUGCCGCAUUAUUUAAAAAAAGGCAGGGUUUGUGGUGGCUUUUUUGUUUAUAAGUUUUUUUAAAUAAAAGUAUUUUGGAAGGA